Peromyscus eremicus (cactus mouse) is the source of this 5325-nucleotide messenger RNA. It is a transcript of the gene Ncam2, whose product is annotated as neural cell adhesion molecule 2. Gene Ontology annotation, cellular component: membrane. The record is from RefSeq and is a predicted model, not a curated record. Gene Ontology annotation, molecular function: protein binding. Gene Ontology annotation, biological process: cell adhesion. NCBI's taxonomy places the organism in Eukaryota, Metazoa, Chordata, Mammalia, Rodentia, Cricetidae.
AUGUCGCAGGUGGCCAAGAAGCUGAGGUUAGAUAGGUCAUGGGCCUAUGGGAAAACACAAUAUUCUGCUAAGGAACAAGCUCUUCUUCAAGUGACAAUUUCACUUAGCAAAGUAGAGCUUAGUGUGGGUGAAUCUAAAUUCUUCACAUGUACAGCAAUUGGUGAGCCUGAGAGUAUAGAUUGGUAUAAUCCUCAAGGAGAAAAGAUCAUUUCAACACAGAGGGUUAUGUUACAGAAGGAAGGGGUCAGGUCACGACUAACCAUCUAUAAUGCAAACAUAGAAGAUGCGGGUAUCUAUCGCUGCCAAGCAACGGAUGGCAAAGGACAGACGCAAGAAGCUACAGUAGUUUUGGAAAUUUACCAAAAACUCACCUUCAAAGAAGUGGUGUCCCCUCAAGAAUUCAAGCAAGGGGAGGAUGCAGAAGUGGUCUGCAGGGUUAGCAGUUCCCCGGCCCCGGCGGUCAGCUGGCUGUAUCACAACGAGGAAGUCACCACCAUUCCCGACAAUCGGUUUGCUGUGCUUGCAAACAAUAACUUGCAGAUUCUUAACAUCAAUAAAAGUGAUGAAGGUAUAUACAGAUGUGAAGGAAGAGUAGAGGCUAGGGGAGAGAUUGAUUUCCGGGAUAUCAUUGUUAUUGUUAAUGUUCCACCAGCAAUUGUGAUGCCCCAGAAGUCCUUCAAUGCUACUGCAGAGAGAGGAGAAGAGAUGACCUUAACCUGCAGGGCCUCAGGCUCUCCAGAUCCUACCAUCUCUUGGUUUAGGAAUGGCAAGCUCAUUGAAGAAAAUGAAAAAUACACUUUAAAGGGCAGUAAUACAGAGCUCACUGUCAGGAACAUAAUCAAUAAAGAUGGUGGCUCUUAUGUCUGCAAAGCCACAAACAAGGCAGGAGAAGACGAAAAACAAGCCUUCCUUCAAGUCUUUGUACAGCCUCAUAUAUUACAACUUAAAAAUGAGACGACGUCUGAGAAUGGUCAUGUCACGCUCAUCUGUGAAGCAGAAGGCGAGCCUAUUCCAGAAAUCACAUGGAAAAGAGCAGUGGAUGGCAUCACGUUUUCUGAAGGUGAUAAGAGCCCGGAUGGCCGUAUCGAAGUCAAAGGGCAGCGUGGACACUCAUCACUGCACAUCAGAGAUGUGAAGUUAUCGGAUUCAGGGAGAUAUGACUGUGAGGCCGCGAGUAGGAUCGGUGGGCACCAGAGGAGCAUGCACCUUGACAUUGAAUAUGCUCCUAAGUUUGUUUCAAAUCAGACAAUGUAUUACUCCUGGGAAGGAAAUCCCAUCAACAUUAGUUGUGAUGUGAAAUCAAAUCCACCGGCAUCAAUCCAUUGGCGAAGAGAGAAAUUAGUCUUACCAGCUAAAAAUACCACUCAUUUAAAGACCUACAGUGUAGGAAGAAAGAUGAUACUAGAGAUUGCCCCUACAUCAGACAAUGACUUUGGACGAUAUAACUGCACUGCUACUAACCGUAUAGGCACAAGAUUUCAGGAGUAUAUUCUUGAGUUAGCAGAUGUACCCUCUAGUCCCCAUGGAGUGAAGAUUAUAGAGCUGUCCCAGACUACAGCCAAGAUCUCCUUCAACAAACCCGACUCCCAUGGAGGUGUGCCUAUUCAUCACUAUCAACUGGAUGUCAAAGAAGUGGCAUCAGAAACCUGGAAAAUAGUACGCUCCCAUGGAGUUCAAACAAUGGUUGUUUUGAGCAGCCUGGAACCAAAUACGACUUAUGAAAUCAGGGUUGCAGCAGUAAAUGGAAAAGGGCAAGGGGACUACAGCAAAACAGAAAUAUUCCAGACACUGCCAGUCCGGGAGCCAAGUCCUCCUUCCAUACAUGGACAGCCAAGCAGUGGGAAGAGUUUUAAAAUCAGCAUAACCAAACAAGAUGAUGGAGGGGCCCCUAUUUUAGAAUACAUUGUGAAAUACAGAAGUAAAGAUAAGGAAGACCAGUGGCUAGAGAAGAAGGUUCAGGGGAAUAAAGACCACAUCAUUUUGGAACAUCUGCAGUGGACGAUGGGCUAUGAAGUGCAAAUCACAGCUGCCAACAGACUGGGGUAUUCUGAGCCCACCGUAUAUGAGUUCAGCAUGCCCCCAAAGCCGAACAUUAUUAAAGACACACUUUUUAAUGGUCUUGGGCUUGGAGCCAUCAUUGGCCUUGGAGUCGCUGCCCUUUUGUUAAUCCUUGUGGUGAUAGAUGUCAGCUGCUUCUUCAUUCGACAAUGUGGGUUACUAAUGUGCAUUACCAGGAGAAUGUGCGGGAAGAAAAGCGGCUCCAGUGGAAAGAGCAAAGAACUUGAAGAAGGCAAGGCGGCAUACCUGAAAGAUGGAUCAAAAGAACCAAUCGUGGAAAUGAGAACAGAGGAUGAAAGAAUCACAAAUCAUGAAGAUGGGAGUCCAGUCAAUGAGCCAAAUGAAACCACACCACUAACAGAGCCUGAAAAACUGCCUUUAAAAGAAGAAAAUGGGAAAGAAGUCCUAAAUGCAGAAACUAUAGAAAUUAAAGUGUCUAAUGACAUCAUCCAGUCUAAAGAAGAUGACAGUAAAGCGUAACUGCAAGUCUCAAUGGCUUGGUCAGCACCACAAAGAGCAAGGGGAUUUCAGUGACAGUAUGACCAAACCUAUUCCAUUGACCUUAAUUUCUGGGGAAACGUCUAGCUUGGAAUAGCUUGUACACAUAUACAUAUGAUCAACUCCUCCUGCCACAGUCCAUUUCCUUCUGUUGUUGUUGUUGUGGUUGUUUAUUUUUGUUAAGAAUUUUGGUAUAAAGGCUUGAUUGGCACCAGUUUUGGGGUAUCAGCUUGAUUCUAUGACUGAAGUACUACAAUUUAUUAUAUGGCUAAAGUGCUUUUCUUUUAAAAAUUUUGUCUCACAUGACACCAACAGAUGAAUUUCAGCUCCCUAGACUAAUAGGUUGUAAGUGGAAGGCAGAGCAAAAGCAUUGUGAGCUAAAUGUGUACGGAAGCCCUGCAUGUUCAUGAAUCUUAUCUUGGGCAAACACACGAUUGAAGUGGCUUUCAGGUUAAAAUGAAGGUACAUAAUAAAGGUUAUACUUUUAUCAGGAGAAUUUCACGGAACCUAGGCUUGAAGGAGUAAGUUUUGCAGAUAUUAGAAAUUGAAAAAAUGUUGGAGAACUCUUUUCAACUUAUGACCACAUUGCAUUUUCCACAUUGAUCUUGGAUACACUGAUACCAGGCCAAAAUUGUUACACAUCUAAAAGAAGAUUAGUUGUGUAUAAAAUUAGAUUAGAAAAACUCCCUAAAUUCUUUUUAUGUAUACCAUAUUCACUCACAGUGGAUUACGCAAAAAGUAAAUGUAUUACAAGUAAAAAUGGUAUUGAUUUCUGCCCUCAGCUUCAAAUAAAGUGAAUUUAAAUGGGAAAAUAUCAAUAUGCUGUCUUGAUAUAUUUAUAAAUACAUGAUUAUUUUUAUUUAUACAAUAAUUUAUCAAAAAUAAAGUUGUUUUCAAGUACUUCGAGUCAUAUUAGAUAUGUUUUGGUGUACAGAUUUAGAUGGUCAUUUUUAUUAUAUGUCCCUUAUUAAAUGAAAGUGGCUAAUGGACAUUAAAAGUACAUAGUAAAGUGAAUUUAUUAAACAUUCAAAUGUGCCAGAAGAGAAAUGAGCGAUUGAAAUGCUACUAUUGUUUUAUUUUCAAACGGUGUAUUUUAAAAUACAUUCUAAACCCAUUUUAAAAUAUUUAAUAAACAGCUAUGGUUGAAGCAAUCAUUUAACUAUCAACAUAGAUAGACUUUCUAAUUCCCUUCUUAAGGACUAUACAAGAAUAUGAUAGUUACUAACUUACACACUAUGCAAACUUCUUAGGUCAAAGUCUGAGCUGUAAUUUAACUCACGUGAAAGGAAAAACACAUUUGUGGCUGUCAAUAAACAUAAGUGAGCAGCAGAGUUUAGAUAAUUUCUUAAGUCAGAGCUGCUAAGGUUUCUAUGUUCUCUCUCCUCCUCAUGACCUUUGGUAUUCUGGUAUCAAGUGAAUAGCUCCAACAUUGAUGCAUUGGAGAAUACAUUCUGAUAGUUCAUUGGAGGAAUAUUUUUAAUAGUGAAGACAGACCUGCUUUUACACCAUCUCUCUUUAGAGGUCAUUUCAUGAAAAUUAGAUACCAUAUUAAUGCCACUCUGGAAUACUUUUAUUUAUAAAGUGCUUAAACUUUUCAUCCAAGGAGAGAAAAAUGAUUUAUUGUGUCUUGUACCUCGUCUGCUGGCUGUCAGCUAGACUGAAAUGUGCCCAACUGCAUAUAAAGAUGCUGUAAUCUCCACAGUGCUUUUCUGGAAAUUCAGGGUUAAUGCAGGGAUCUCUCCUUGCUGCCCAUCCUGGCAUAUUCUGAACACAGAGAGAGAAACCCCGCCCCCCAAAAAGAGAAAUCUGUGCCUAUUUAAGAAUCUGAGCAGAGACUAAAAUAAGAAACAAACCAGUUUAACCUUUUGACAAACUUGAUUAUCAAACACGUUCUUGAUAGAUUUGCCUGGGAUGUUUAGCUUAUGUUUGUCUGGUCAUUUCAGUUUCAGGUUUUAGUUGUACUUGAUUUUGCUUGUUUUAUUUUUGUACCAAAUGUGCUAAAACUAGUCGAAAUACUUGAAUUUGUCUGUGUAAAGUGAACAGGCUUAUUAGUGGUGUCUAUGAAGCAAUAGCCAUGAACACUGAUUUUUCCUGGAUAGAACCACAUGGUUUUAAACUAACGAUAUUAAAAUAAUUUGUAUGGCUGAUAAAGCAAUUUCGCAUGUUUAGAAUUGUCAUAUUUGUGCUAUACCACAGAAACAGAGAAUUCAGAAGAACAAAUUUUUUUGUGUGUGUUUUCUCAAUUUGAAGCUUUAGUUUCUUCAUGUCUUCAGAUUUUCUAUGAAAAGAAACUGAAUUAAAUUUAUAUACUUAGUGUUAAAUUUCUUGUCCAUCUUAUGGAGUCAUUCGGUAACUUUGGAUAGAGUUCAUGCCCAAUUUCAGUUGUUUGGGAGAUGCUGAAUCAGUACUGUCCUUGAAAUCAAUGCUCUGCAGACAACGUAUUAAUGUGGUAAUCAUUUUAAAAUUUCAAAGAAAUUCUCCUAAAAUGACACAAUUUGUAAAGUUUCCAAAUAAGAAUGUCAUAUAGUGAAUUCUCAACUUAUGAGUAGCCUGAAAUGAUUUCUUAUUUUUUUAAUCUUGUUUUAGAGUAAAUUAAUUUAUGUAACUUUUACUAUCUGAAAGUCCAGUUUCAUAUAAUAAUCAAGUGUCCACUAGACAAAAUUUAGGUAUUGUUAAGAUCAUCUAAACUUCAUGCCAAUUUAAACACAGAACAAAUAUAAGGUUAGGAGCAGACAAAAAAAUGACAAUCUCUAUUCGACACCCCAUAAG